UCUCUAUGUAUUCUAUGGUGUUUGCCUGCUAAAAGUAAACAUCAAGGAUUUUCUAAAAGGCGAAGAAAGUUAUCCUUUAUGUGCUAAUUCUAAUGCGACAUUUUUAUUCAGUAAUUUAGUCCUUUUUGCUGUACACUUAGGAUACAUUUGCAUCAUGUGUUUUUUACCGUGGUUAUAAUAUUCCACAUCGUUUAUUAAAUCCGACACAUCGACUGUCUCAUCUCUGGUGCGCUUAGUACCCACCAGAAUUUCUUUGACUUUUGAUAUCAUGGAAAUCUCUUUAUGUAUCACUUUUCUACUCUUACUCUUCCUGACUGAAAGCACCCCUGCUCAUGUACACUCACACGUUUCAAAAGAAAGAAUUGAAGAUGGAGUUUACUCACCCAUAGAUCGAAACCAUAUUCAGGACGGAGUUCAUCAUUCAGAAUUUGAUCAUGAAGCCAUCCUAGGGAGCACUAAGGAGGCAGAGGAAUUUGAUCAGCUUCCUCCUGAAGAAGCGAAACGGCGCCUUCAAAUUUUACUUACAAAAAUGGAUCUCAACAAUGACAAAGUGAUUGAAAGGAAUGAGCUUCUUGCAUGGAUUUUGCGAUCAUUCAAAAUGUUAGCAGAAGAAGAAGCAAAUACUCGUUUUGAAGAAGGCGAUGAAAAUGCUGAUGGAUUUUUGACUUGGGAAGAACAUUUGAUCGAUACCUAUGGCUCUGCUGAUGCUGAUGAAAAAGCCAUGCUCGAUUUAUAUGAUGAUAUGAUGAUGAAAAACGAUAAAGCCAUGUUCAAAGCAGCAGACAAAAAUCACGAUGACAAGUUGUCAAGAGAGGAACAUUUGCACUUUAAUCAACCUGAAGAUUAUCCAGAAAUGUUUCCAUUGAUUCUUCAGAAUACUCUAGAUGAAAAAGACAUGAAUAAGGACGGCGCAAUCGAUUUUCAAGAGUUUAUUGGAGAAAAAGGAAUAUAUUUUUCAAUCUUCUUCGGUAGACAGAAGAACGACAAAGAGUGGCUCAUCGUUGAGAAAGAGAAAUUUGAUAGUGAAUAUGACAAGGACAAAGAUGGUAAAUUGAAUUCUGAUGAAAUUAUUUCCUGGGUAGUCCCGAGCAACCACGAGAUCGCAGAAGAAGAAGUGAAUCAUUUGUUUGCUGCUGCUGAUGAAGACAAUGACGGUGCUCUAUCAUUUAAUGAAAUUCUUGCAAACUAUGACACAUUCGUAGGGAGUGAAGCUACUGACUAUGGUGAACAUCUUAACAAUAUUCAUGCUUUUGAAGAUGAGCUUUAGAGCCCAAGAAAUCUGCAUAUUUACUAUUAUAACACCCUCCCCCCUCUGGCAGAAGUUUUGAAGGUGUACCCCUAAUUUCAUUGAAGACCUAUUUACCCUCUAAAUUUUAAAACCUCUUUUAAAGGUCUCUUUCACAGUGUGAAAAUCCUUUGAAUUUUAAAUGGACCACUUGACAAAGUUCACCCUAGAAAAAAAUAAUCACUUAUUUUCUCUUCAAAGUCUUGGGUAGGAAAAUAUUCACACAACCGUAAUUCCGAAAUCAACCCUUGAACGAGAUAUUACUUAGUACCUUAACACAGAUCAAGUGGAAGUUAGAUCAUACAAAUAACAUCAUUUGUAGUUUCGCCUUUUAAUUAAUGUUUAUUGUAAACACCUUUAUUUUGUUCAGAGGUUGAUUUCCGGAUUACCUGCUGGGUGAAACAUUUUCUUUUGAAAGUUUGAAAAGAAUGUAAGUACCUGAGUGCUGGAAUUCAAACCUUGUCUAGAGGUCCAUUGUGCAGUGAACUCUGUCCUGUGUCUAGUGCACAUUUUGUUCCUUACUCGUUCCUUUUUCCUACAGAUCGCACAGAAACCCUCUUGAAACCAACAGUCCACCCCUGCUUAAUCGAAUGUCAAGUAAAACAAAUUUUCCGCUAUAUCAAAUUUUUGCGUGGUCCCGACAAAUUCCCGUAAGGCUAAUGUUUAUAAUUUAGGCCUAACUUGAAUUGUGCGCAAAAUAGCAUCUGCUUGACUGGAAUAAUCUUCUUCUUUGAGGUUUUUUUUCUCACUUGGCCUCAACGAUUUCGACAAAAUCAUCUCCAGUUCAGGGGAGGACGCUCAGUACUCACAAAUACUAUCUUAUUCACUGUAAACCAGUUUCACGGUCAGUGUUGCCAUCCACUUAGUGGAAGUUCGUAUGCAUCUAUGUAGACCGCUCUGUCUGGUAAGCUGAAUCCUGUAUUAAAAUCUGCAGAGAUUGCAACAACACUGACAGAUACAAGAAUAGUACUCCAACCAAGCAUGUGUUGCAGCAUUAGUGCGCAUGCAUACAUGAUGUUAAUGUGGACGUCCAAUUUAUUAGACUGAGAAAGUUGGAAGUGACAUUAAGUACUACUUUUCAACUCCCUUUCUCUGUCUCUCAAAAAAUCUUCCAAAUCUAAACCUACAAGUAUUUAAAUAAACCAAAUGAAAAAAUUCUGUAUUAAAAAACUUUUUAGGACAUAACUGAACCUAUGAAUCAAUUUGUAAUCCUACAUGAUUGCAACUCUUCUUAAUUCUGUGUAGCUGUCCAUAGACUUAAUCGGUUUUUUACUGUCAAGAAACAAACAUGACUUGUACUGUAGCCAAAUGGCUCCCUUACACUAAUUGUGUAUGAUGCAAUAAAAAUCAUAGGAAGUGACAAAGGGACAGCAGAAGGGAGUUCAAGACAGAAGACCUAGUGGGAAGGAAAUCAGCAGCAUAGCAAGUGCUCACUGUUAGCUUGCUCAGUCGCGCUUUGCGAUCUGCUUUGUGACUGCAAGGAAGAGCUCACUGACCUGUGUAAGUCCUUCUCCCUUCAAAACCGCCGAAAACGGCGUGUCAGAUGAAGCGGAAUAAGCCAUGCUGUUCUGAUGCAAGUUUACGUAAUAAAGAAAUAUAGCAAGAUACUUUUUCUCAUGAUGACUUGAAUGUCUACUUUUACUAUAUUCCAAGUUCUGUAGGAUGCACUGAGAUAUUCAUAUUGCUUGACUCCUCACUCACAGAAUUGCUCUGACAUCGUGUCAAAUUGAAUUCUUUUGUGAAAAAAAUUGUCCUAUGAGAUGGACUUUUAACUUGAAUUUCCGAUUAAGUAGAACUCAAGCUUGAUCCUGCCGCGAUUUGACUUAACAGGGGUUGACUGUACUAAAUUAUUAGUCACUUGAGGUUAGUGCCAUAUAUUUUUUUUUAAAUGUUUGUAAAUGCUUAAUAUUUUCUCUCAGUCAUCAUAACUUUUUGCUGAUUGAUUUACUCAUUAUUUUUUUAGAUUUCACCCAUUUCUAGUCAUUAUUUUAGUUCUAAUCUAUUAUUUUUACUUUAGUAUACCAAUUUAAUAAUAAUAGGAAUAAGCAGGGGCGGAUAGACAGGUGGGAACACUGAGAAAAAUCCUGGUGAGCUGAUUGUUAUUUAGGGUAACCUCAGACUGGUUUAGCUCCUUCAUAUAACAGAAAACAACUAAAGAUGGCGCUCAAGCAUUAAUGGACCAGUAUUCCUGGUUUCCUUUUAAAUUUUAGUCUGCCCCUGGGAAGAAGCUUAAUAUUUGAUAAAACCACUGAUCGCCAAUAACGCUAAGGCUGUGAGGCUAAUGAUAGUCGAAAAUUCAAAGAUCAGAAAUGUAGGUAUCAAAUCAGAUAUUUAUCCUGCGUUGAAUUUUUCCAUGUCAAUGCACGUCUCAAAAAAAUUCCGUAAAUUGAAAAAACAUCCAUAAAAAAUAUUUCCUACACUUUGCUGCAACAAGUUUUGCUACAAGCUGCAAAGACAAUCCAAAAAGAAAACAAGGUAUAUGAUAAAAAUUGAUGCAUACGACGAUUUAACUGUAGCAAAAGAAGGAUCAUUUGAAGAAAAACUGAAAUAAGUUUUUAUAUGGUUCAAUAGGUUUUAAGUACAUGUAUGAUGCACAUUUUUUAUAUUUGAUACCCACUGAUAGAUAGAUAUAAAUAAAUACUAAUUAUAGAUGAAUAAACAGUAUAUAGUGCAUCUGUCACGGAAAAAAUCUACAAGUGCAUUUUUCUCUUAAAUGCAAAAAUCCUUUUUUUUAAAAGCCUCCAAGUUUUAACGAUUUUUGCCUCCCAAAAUUGGUUUCUAAAAUUACUGUCCAAUGGGCUAUCACGCUUAUAACAAUUUGGCAACACUGAGAACUUCUUGGAAAUAUUUUGCCGAAAUCGUUAUCUGAUUGGGAGACCCAAAGGCCUAAGGGUGACUAACCCAGUCGUCAUAUUGCACCCUAAAAAUUGGGAAAGUCCGGCCAGUGCUAGGCAAGCCUUCGGUGCGCAGUUACUGAGUGGUUUUGUGCGUUCCGUGCUAUUUUUUGGUGAGCAACAUGUAGGAAAGAUAGUAAUUUGGUUGAGAACAACAUUUUGUGAUUCAGCAAUCUAACUACCGAGCGGACCCUUCGAUCUCUUAGUUGGGUGACAACUACGGUAGUUCUAUCCAAUGUUGCCAAGUAGUUCAUAAUGUUUCCGAGUUGUCCUAGGUGUAGUAGUGCAUCAGAUAGUAGUUUUAGAGACCAUUUUCAGGGAGCAAAAAUCAUUUUUCAAACUCGCAAGGAUUAAUGCAGCUCUUCCUUUCCAAAUCUUCAUAACUUUUUUUCUUUCUUUUUUUUCAAUUAAAUGACUAAAUCCCAAUAAAAAGCUGAUUUCUCUGUCUUACAAACGAGACCACAGAAAAUGUUCCAUCUAGCUUAGUUUUAAUGUUAGACCAUCUGUCUCAUUCUUUUUGAAUAGCGUAUUUAGAGUAAAAAUAACUGUGACUGUAUGUAAGCAAAGCUUCUACCUAGCUUACUUUUGUAGUUAGAUCAUUUGUCUCACUACUUUUUGAAAAGCUAUGAAUGAAGAGUAAAAGUAACUCUAAUUGUUAGUAAGUAAUUUAUAAAAAACUCCAUGGUUUUGACUACUCAUAUUCUUAAUUUCUUUAACUUAUGUACCUAUUGCCUUUUUUCAUCUUAUAAUUAAAUCUUACUAGGAGAAAAACAGACAGUUUAAUCUGUCUCAUAAUUAAAAUUAGGAAUUUUAAACAUUUUUUCGGAACAUUUUUAGUUUCCAAAGAAUGUUAAAAGAUGAGUUUUUUCUUUAAAUUGUCUCCUGUUGUAAUCAAUUCUCAUUGUUCCUGUACUGAUUCUUCUUUUGUUUUCUCUCGGGACUUUAAAUAAUUAUUUCGUCCAUCAGUGCGAAUAUGUUCUGUGUGUACCAAAUUUCUGCACAAAUAAGUACUAAUUUGCUCAAUACUCAAAUACUGUAUGAAAUAUUUUUAAGAUGAAAUUUUAGUUUGUAAUCUGUUUUAAUUUCAUUCAACACUGUGCAGUCAUUAUCCAGCUUACUUAAUGAUAAUAUUGUAAGACGAAGUAGGUAAAACAUUGAUGAGUUCAAAUGGAGUCCAUAACUCUUUUCUGGACGUAGACGAUUCUCUGAAGUAUUUAAAACUUCGCUUAAAAUGCAGCCAUAGAACCUUCGAAAACGAUCCAAUUGUUGGUCAAUCACUCUAUAAUAAUCAAAUUCUCAAACCCUUUUUUUUAAAA
Messenger RNA from Bemisia tabaci, 5495 nucleotides. RefSeq names its product reticulocalbin-2. NCBI's taxonomy places the organism in Eukaryota, Metazoa, Arthropoda, Insecta, Hemiptera, Aleyrodidae. Gene Ontology annotation, cellular component: endoplasmic reticulum. Gene Ontology annotation, molecular function: calcium ion binding. The record is from RefSeq and is a predicted model, not a curated record.